AUGACAUUAGCGGAUCCAUGGUUUCGCUGUAUCUCAUUUAUUAGGGCGCUGCAGUGCUGGAUUCGAUUAGCGCCGCAAGGCUUCUCAUUCAAAGAUCACGGUGAUGACAUAGGCACGGAUAUGUCUGAAGAAAAAGGACCAAGCAAAAAGGAUGGCACGGAAGAGACAGCAGUACCUUUCGAUCCGUCAAAGGCAGCUAAAGCCAUAGCGGCAGGGAAGCCAGUAAAACAGGGCAAUGUCUUUGUUGAAUACAACUUAUACGACAUAAAUAGGCCGCUCCCCGCUGAAGGUUGGGGCACGUAA
Molecule: messenger RNA, 303 nt
Organism: Strongylus vulgaris
Lineage: Eukaryota; Metazoa; Nematoda; Chromadorea; Rhabditida; Strongylidae
Source: the annotation of a GenBank genome assembly